This is a messenger RNA of Spirodela intermedia, 1359 nucleotides long. NCBI's taxonomy places the organism in Eukaryota, Viridiplantae, Streptophyta, Magnoliopsida, Alismatales, Araceae. The record is from the annotation of a GenBank genome assembly.
AUGGAGUACAGACAGACGCUCGGAGAAGAUGGAGUACGCUCAGAGCAGGAGAUGGCUCACUCCGGUCUUCUGCCCGAUAGCCAUCGCACAGACCACGACCGAUCGGGCGGCGAGAUGAAGCAGGAGAACCAUUUCAGUCCGGUUCUCCUUCAGGAAGGAUCCUCGAUCGUCUGCGAUCCGCAGGCCGUUCUGAACAACCUCUCCUUCCUCGAGCAGAAGAUCCACCAGGUUCAGGACGCCGUCCGCUCCAUCAUGUCCCCGGAGGAGCAAUCCACCGCCGGCGGCCCGCACGAACUGGCGAUGAAGCAGCAGCUCAUGGCGGCCGAUCUGACCUCCAUCAUCAUCCAGCUUAUCUCCACCGCCGGAACCCUACUCCCCUCCCUCAGCGGGGGAUCCUCCAUGACCAGCUCCUCCGCCGGCUUUCUCUGCUCUCCCUCAGCCCUCCACGGCUUCUACACCGCCGCCGCCGCCAGCGGAGGAGAACCGACCACGGUGGAAGAUCAUCAAGAGGAGAAGGACGGCGAAGGCGACGGCGACGGCUAUGGCGACGGCGAGAGCCUCCUUGCCGGAACCUACGAGGUGCUGCAGCUGGAGAAGGAGGAGAUCUUAGCCCCCCACACCCACUUCUGCCUGAUAUGCGGCAAGGGUUUCAAGAGGGACGCCAAUCUGAGGAUGCACAUGAGAGGCCACGGAGACGAGUACAAGACACCGGCGGCGCUAGCCAAGCCGGCGGCGGGGGCGGCGGGGAGGAAGGAGCAGAGCUCCGAGCAGGCCCCCCUGAGGAGGUACUCGUGCCCCUUCCUGGGCUGCAAGAGGAACAAGGAGCACAAGAAGUUCCAGCCCCUGAAGACUCUCCUCUGCGUGAAGAACCACUACAAGAGGAGCCACUGCGCCAAGAGCUAUACCUGCAGCCGCUGCAACAGCAAGAAGUUCUCAGUCAUGGCGGACCUGAAGACCCACGAGAAGCACUGUGGGAGGGACAAGUGGGUCUGCUCCUGCGGGACGACCUUCUCCAGGAAGGACAAGCUCUUCGGCCACGUCUCUCUCUUCCAGGGCCACGCGCCGGCGCUGCCAUUCGGAGAAGUCAAGGGGGCGGCGGGGCCGUCGUACCCGGGGGAGGCCAGCGAUUCGGUCCCCAGCGGGGUUGACCUCGACGGCGGCGCCGCCAACGUCUUCAACGGCAAGGACCUUGAGAGCGACGCGGAUCUGGGUCUGUUCUCCCCCGUGAGCUUCGAUUCCUUCAACUUCGGCGCCGCCGGCGAGUUCCCCCAGCCGGUGUUUGACGCUCCUGACGGCUCCUUCUCCUCGAUGUUCGGCGAUUACGCCCGGAAGGGUGGCGAUAGUUUCACCUCCGAAUAG